This is a messenger RNA of Diorhabda carinulata, 1396 nucleotides long. RefSeq lists its product as uncharacterized. The transcript is spliced from 6 exons. The coding region runs from base 27 to 1136 and encodes 369 amino acids. The record is from RefSeq and is a predicted model, not a curated record. Lineage: Eukaryota; Metazoa; Arthropoda; Insecta; Coleoptera; Chrysomelidae.
UAACUUUUACAUAACUAAAUGUUGGUAUGGCAGUUGUGUUUGAAUAUGGUAUAUUUCCCAGUUUGAUUUUUGAGCGUUUUAUUUCUUGGUCCGUCAACAUGAAACUGAUUAUUAUCACUUUAGUAGUGUUUUUUAUUUCUAACGUUUCAUCUUUUGGUGGUAAUGAUGAAAAAUUCUUAAAGAAAUAUGCAAUGAUGAAGAUUUAUGAGAGUUGUUUUGGAGAGCAAGUGGUGAAACAAAUAAGACAAGAAUUGAAGAAAGCGUGCGCUAAAUGCUCAAGUUUUGAAGAAACACCUUUCAUUCCAAAUCCAAUACCACCAACUCCAGAACUUAAGCCCCAAACACCCCAAGAAGUACCAGGAUACAAUUCUGCUUUUCCUCAAUCUUCCAUUGAAGCAGAAAAAUUACAUCAGGCUAUUCUUGCCUUUAGACCGAAUCCAUUACCUCAACAGUCAUUUAAACAGCAAUAUCCAGGAUUUAAUCCAGCGAACUUUUAUGGAUCUCCUUUAGCCAACCCAGUACAAUUACCAUUCUUCUAUCCAGGUUAUCCACAAGUUCCAUUCUCUCCCUACAACUUUCCAUCUGCUGGACAAGCAUUUUACGGAACUAGAAUGGCGAGGAAUAUGGAUUUGAAAAACCAGUUGGAACUUCUAACAACCAGAAUAAGCGGAAGAGUUAGAAAUAUAACUUGUGUCAUGCAAGAAUUAGGUUAUUUAGAUGAGAAUUUAGAACCAAAUUAUAACAGAAUUAACGAAAGAAUUGGAAAUCUUCCUAUCACCGAAGAAUUGAAAAAAGACAUGCAGGAUGGCGUGACCUUUUGUCAACAAUUUUCUCAAUGUGUACCCGAAGUAAAAAAAGAAAGAAGCCCCCUUUCUCGGGAGCUAAUUAGACCUAUGUUCUUUUUCAAAUGUUACAAACAUAAAAAAUUAGAAGCUUGUAUUAUGAAAGAUGUUAGAGAAAAGUUUGCAGGUGUAUCUGACGAAGAAUUGGAUGGAGAUUUGGAUUUAAGAAGAGCAGGAAAAGAUAUAAAAAUUUCCAAAGCUGAACAAGACAACAAUGUAAACGAUCUGGAAUCAUCUAUGUAUGAUUUUUUGUAUUCAAGUGAUAGUAAUAUCGAUAUGGAUGGAUUCUUGUAGUAUCAAGUUCCAUAAUUUUAUAUUUUGGAACGCUUGACAAAUACUGAAUGAAAAAUCAUUUGGGAAAGAAAUUUAUUAAAUAGUGCUACUAUAUGUAUUUUAAUUUUGAUGCGAAUCUAAGAAACUUGAACAUACAAGAAUUAGCCACUUUUGUACUGUCACUUUAUUUAUUUUUUAAUUUAUUCUGCUGUAAUUAAAUUUGAGUUUUUACAAUGGAAUGUAGUGUUAACUAUAAUUGUAUUGUGAAAAUUUGAAGUAUG